This is a messenger RNA of Dujonia railenensis, 849 nucleotides long. The record is from the annotation of a GenBank genome assembly. Lineage: Eukaryota; Fungi; Ascomycota; Pichiomycetes; Serinales; Debaryomycetaceae.
AUGAGUAGUGAGGAAUAUAGGCCUCAUGAAUAUCUUCCAACGAUAGACGCAAUAUUGAGUGUAGCGGACUUGGAGAAGAUAACGGUUAAAAAAAUUCGAAAUGCAUUGCAAGAAUUGUUCGGCGUGAAUUUAAAUCCUCAUAAGCAAAAUGUGAAUGAAAUAAUAAUGGAGAGGUACUACCUGCUCUUGGACCAGAGAAAGAAUGAACAACGAUCGUUGAAGGAGCGAAAAGCUGAAAUUGAAGCUCAAGAUGCGAUCAUGGCCGCACGGUUACUGAAAACUCCAUAUAACUCUCCAUUGACGAGAUCAAGUGCUAAGAAUAAAACCACUACUAGUAAAGUAAAGAAACCGAAAAAGGUAUCAGAUAAACCUCCAAGGACGAACAAUCCCUUCAAUAAGGUUAUGGGAUUAUCCAGUGAAUUGGCUGAUGUAGUGCAGGCGACUCAGAAAUCAAGACCACAGGUGGUAAAGAUUCUCUGGGAAUACAUAAAGGGAAGAGAUCUACAGAAUCCGAGCGAUAAAAGAAUAAUCAUAUGUGACGAAAAACUACAGAGGCUUUUCAAAAAGAAAACCGUUGGAGCAUUCGAGAUGAAUAAGAUCUUAUCGAAGCACAUAUUUCCCUUGGAAGAUGGGAAAGAAGACCCAGAAGCAAUUAAGAAACUGUAUUCUGGGAAAAGUGUGAAACCUCCCUCAAAGGUGAAAUCGGACGAACGUAUCAAUGACGAGGACGACGAAGACGAUGAAGAAGAAGAAGAUGAUGACGACGACGACGAGGAAGAAGAUGACAAUUUAGCUGACGUUGUUAAGGCUGAAGACGUAGAUUCUUCUAGUGAGGAAAGUGAGGCAUAA